AUGACUUUCCAAGAGACGAACCCCGCCCACGCUUGCUCUCCAUAUAAAAUACACCGCCGGUGUCCAGUCAACAUCACUCCUUUCAAGCUUGACCGAAGCAGACAUGAAAGUGCAGCAGUCGUAGUCCUCUCGCUGGCGGCGCUGGCUCGGGCGGCGCCUCAGGAGGGCUACAACUACCCGACGCCCGGGAUUCAAGGACUGCCUCUGGCCGGAUCCGGAUCGGCUUCCGGACAGUUCUCUUCCGGGUCCGGCUUCGGCCAGGACCAAUACCCUUCCGUGCCCGCCCAGUACGCCUUCCAGUGGGACGUCAACGACGCGCCUUCAGGGAACUUCUUCGGCCACGGCGAACAGAGAGACAACGACAACACUCAGGGAAAGUACUACGUGCAGCUUCCUGACGGUCGCCGCCUGGUGGUCGAGUAUUACGUGGACAGCGCCGGCUACCACCCCACCGUGUCCUUCGAGGGCGAGAUCACAGCCGGAGGUCAGGGGCAGUAUGGGCAGGGUCAAGGAGGAGGAUCAGGACAGUUCGGGAGAGGUCAGGGCGGUGGACAGGGUCAGGGAGGGUCCGGGGCAGGAGCAGGGCAAGGGCAGGGAUACCCACCAUCGGGUCCGGGUCCGAGCCCAGGCCUUCCGCUGCCCUCCCAGUCCUACGGCCAGCCUGCCAAAUGA
This is a messenger RNA of Penaeus vannamei (Pacific white shrimp), 672 nucleotides long. The record is from RefSeq and is a predicted model, not a curated record. Lineage: Eukaryota; Metazoa; Arthropoda; Malacostraca; Decapoda; Penaeidae.